GAUGAGAAGGGUGGAGCCCCACCCUGGAGCAAUCAUUGGGGAGAUCCUCUAGGGUCAGUUGAGCACAAAAGAGCUCUGACUACGCAUAGAUAUGCCUGUGGACGCUGCAGCCAGGAGAGAAGUGUGGGGCAGAUCAGGGUAGAUGAGCAGAAGGAUGGGCGUGAAGCCCAGCACCGCCCAAGUGGGUCUGGGAUGCAUGAUGGGGAGCACAGGCAGGACACAGGGACAGGCCUGAGUAGUGGUCCUGUGACACCCCCACCCCUACCACAUGCUCUGGACCUCAGUUUGCCCUCCCCUGCUCCUCUGACCAGGACUCAAGGAUGCAAUCCGCUUCACUAAACCCAUCUGUCUGAGACUUGCUCACAUCUUCCUCUUUUGUGACUGGAAGUCACAGGGCAGAGCACUAAGCUGGGUGGUCACAGAGUGAACCCAGAACCUACGAGUGUGAAGGGACAGAGGGGAGCGUGGCAAGGGAGGCUUUGGGCCAUUGGGAGACUGGGGAGACAGGUGGGGGCAGAGAAGCUCAGGACCAUGGCUGAGGCCAUCACCUAUGCAGACCUGCGGUUUGUGAAGGCUCCCCUGAAGAAGGGCAUCGCCAGCCGAGUAGGACAGGAUCCAGAGGCUGACGAGGACGGGGAACUCACCUAUGAGAACGUACAGGUGCCCCCAGUCCCAGGGGGCUCGAGCUCGGCUCCUGCUGGACUAGGGGACAAAGCAGGGCUCCAGUCGCAGCCGCCGGCCGCCGCGCGGAGCUCCGUGACGUCGUCGGCGGCCGGGCGCCUCCUCCGCGGCCGUGCAGCCUUCAGGCAGUACCUCGUGCUCGGCGUGCUCCUCACCUGCCUGCUGCUGGGGGUGGCCUCCAUCUGCCUGGGAGUGCGCUAUCUGCAGGUGUCUCAGCAGCUCCAGCAGAUGAACAGGGUUCUGGAAGCCACUAACAGCAGCCUGAGGCAGCAGCUCACCCAAAAGAUGACCCAGUUGGGGCAGAGGGAAGCAGCUCUGCAGGGGUCCCAUAGGGAGCUGGCCCAGACUCAGGAAGCACUGCAGGUGGAACAGAAAGUUGGCCUGGCUACCAAAGAGCAGUUACAGGCCUGCCAGUCCGACAGGGAGAAGACAAAAGAGGACUUGCAAAGGGAGGAGGAGGAGAGGAGGAACCUGAAACAGAGGCUGAGCAGCAUGCAGGACACACUGAGGCCCUUCUUCACAUGCCCCUCAUCAGACACCUGCUGUCCCAUGGGAUGGGUAUUGAACGAGAGGAGUUGCUUUUACGUCUCAGUUACUCAGAGAAGUUGGGAGGAGAGCCGAAAACACUGUAAAUCUCUGUCCUCUGACCUGGCCACAUUCAGUGAUGUGUCUCAUCCUUAUUUCGGUUAUCCCAGCAGCUUAAACAAGCUGUUGGCACAAGUUGGUCAGCUUGAUUCAUAUUGGAUUGGCCUCAGCUUUAACAAGUACUGGCAGUGGAUUGAUGGCACAAGAAUCUCUGGGUUUGAUUAUAGGUAUUAUACUGAAAGCCCCAAAUGUGCCAAGCUACAAAGUAGUUGGCCAAAAUUGCAGCAGGAGAAGUGUUCAUCCUCUCUUCCCUGCAUCUGUGAGAUGGAAGCUUUCAGGUAUCCAGAUGGGGACCACUCUUUGCACUGAGCUGGAUACUCAUGCCAACAAGAGCCUGUGCCCCUCAUCCUAACCUGCAGCCUGCAGGUCCUGAGAUCAUCUCCCUCCAGUGCUCCCUCACUCUGCCUGGCCAGUGCCCGGCCAUGGGCUGAUCCACGCCCAACACUUCUAGACAGCCUGCCGCCUGCUUGAAAUCCUGUCCCACAAACUGAACUGCUCCUGGGAAAAGGGU
Messenger RNA from Ceratotherium simum simum (southern white rhinoceros), 1837 nucleotides. NCBI's taxonomy places the organism in Eukaryota, Metazoa, Chordata, Mammalia, Perissodactyla, Rhinocerotidae. The record is from RefSeq and is a predicted model, not a curated record.